AUGGCGGGGCGGCGGCGGGCGCUGCUGCUGCUGCCGCUGCGCUGCCUCCUGCUGGGGCUGCUGGGCGGCGGCGGCGGGGGGCAGCCCGGCGGCGGCGAGUACUGCCACGGCUGGGUGGACGGGCAGGGCGGCUACCACGAGGGCUUCCAAUGCCCCGAGGGCUUCGACACGGCGGCCGCCACCAUCUGCUGUGGCUCUUGCGCGCUGCGGUACUGCUGCGCGGCUGCCGAGGCGCGCCUGGAGCAGGGCGGCUGCACCAACGACCGGGAGACCCCGGACCCGGGAGUCAGCGCCCAACCGAUCUACGUUCCGUUCCUCAUUGUUGGAUCAAUAUUUAUUGCCUUUGUUAUCGUGGGCUCUCUGGUUGCGGUUUAUUGUUGCACAUGCUUAAGACCUAAACAGCCGUCACAGCCCAUACGAUUUUCUCUGCGGAGCUAUCAGACCGAGACUCUCCCCAUGAUCCUGGCCUCAACGAGCUUCAGGACGCCAUCAAGGCAGUCCAGUACUGCCACAAGUUCCAGUUCGACCAGUGGCUCGGUUCGCAGGUUCUCCUUUCCCCGGGCAGAGCCAGGAUGCCUUGUGGCAUCGCCACCUCCACCGUACACAGCUGGCUGCUUCCAGACAGCCCACGCUGUCCACCUGACCCCGCCGUCGGGAUUUCUGGUGUCCCCGCCGUACUUCGGGUAUCCUCUCCAGCAAGAGCCUGUCCUGGCUGGGAAGAGCUGCUCCGAUUUUAGUCAGAGCUGAAGGAAGUUGUAAAGAAUCAGCACAGCCUUUGGAAGCACAGGGACUGCUGCUGCUGCUGCUGCUGCUGGGUGUCACACUGACAUUCUCUGUGGCUGCAGAUGUCAGAACCGUUCCUGUGGGUGAGUUGCCCGUAGAAAGUGGAAGAUCUCAUUUGGGAUCUCAUUUCCCAAACUUGGAUCACACUUACAAAUGAAUUCUGAAAUAUUCCAAACUUUUGCUCUGUAAAACUGACUGCUGUGGUUGUUCCAUCUAAUUUGUGCAGUGUGUGUUCAGAGACAAGUAGAAAAAAUGUUUUGGGAUAAAAGAGCUCAUUUCACAGCAUUAUAAAUUACAUUUUAACCCUAAAUGCUAUUAAGUUAGUUAAGAAACAGUGUCUCUGUUCCACUGACAAUAAUCAGACUAGCUCUGUAAAGCAGAGAAGUAAGAGAGGAGACAAAUAGACUAAAGAAGAUCCUGGAAACAGCUGACCGCUUCCCACUUCUGUGAGCAAUGAAAAUAAGAGGAAGGAUUUUGCCACAGAUAUAAAAAUGCAUAGGUGUUUACACACGAUAUACCUAACUUACAGUGUUUAUUUGUAUUAGUAAACUUUAACUACGAUAGGUAAAACUAAUUGUUAGUUGAAAAGAUGCCAAUCCAAAGCAGUCAAACAAUUUAUCUAUGAGAAAAGCAGAAGGUAUGCAGCAAUAUCACUAAUAAAUUCUCUGCAUAGAGUCCUAAAAAUGGCAUUCCAUUAAAGAGUUUUUCAGAAGGAAGUAUUUAUUGUUGGCUUUUUGCUCAGCAAAUGUAAGUUGGACAAACUGAUGGCAAAGUUCUAUUUGUAAAAUUAGCCCUGUAUAAAGUGUAAAGAUGAGGUUGUAAUUUAAAAUGUAUUUACAGUAUUGACAACGCUAAUUACCUAGUAAUCACAUACACAAAAAAUAAAUAAA
This is a messenger RNA of Colius striatus (speckled mousebird), 1673 nucleotides long. RefSeq names its product shisa family member 3 (gene SHISA3). Lineage: Eukaryota; Metazoa; Chordata; Aves; Coliiformes; Coliidae. The coding region runs from base 1 to 747 and encodes 248 amino acids. The transcript has 2 exons. The record is from RefSeq and is a predicted model, not a curated record.